This is a messenger RNA of Nakaseomyces glabratus, 1290 nucleotides long. It is a transcript of the gene PDX1, whose product is annotated as Pdx1p. NCBI's taxonomy places the organism in Eukaryota, Fungi, Ascomycota, Saccharomycetes, Saccharomycetales, Saccharomycetaceae. Gene Ontology annotation, molecular function: dihydrolipoyllysine-residue acetyltransferase activity. The record is from RefSeq and is a predicted model, not a curated record. Gene Ontology annotation, biological process: pyruvate decarboxylation to acetyl-CoA.
AUGUUGAGUGCAAGGGUUUUAUUGAACAGGUCUCAAUUGCUGUGUAAGAGGCAAUGCCUCACUGGCGUUAGUGUUGGUCUUUCGAGGUGCUUUUCUAGUACUAGGAUGUCGCUCGAUGUGUCUCCAUUCCUGAUGCCAGCUAUGUCGCCAACCAUGGAGAAAGGUGGUAUUGUCUCGUGGAAGUUCAAGGAGAAUGACAGUUUCAAUGCAGGUGAUGUUCUGCUGGAAGUUGAGACGGAUAAAGCGCAGAUCGAUGUCGAGGCGCAAGAUGAUGGUAAAUUGGCAAAGAUCAUUCGAGGGGACGGCAGCAAAGAUGUGCUUGUGGGCGAUGUGAUAGCGUUCACCGCUGAUCCAGAAGACGACCUCUCCACUUUAAAGAUACCUGAGGUCACUGAGUCUAUGAAGCAGGUGUCAUCUGGGAGCGGCAAGGAGGACCAGAAGCCAGCUAAGUCUGAGGAGCCAGCUCCUCUUCAGAGGAAAGAGGGCAAAAACGUAAGUGAGUCAAAGACAGCCAAGUCUUCUGGUGACGUGCUCACGACAGCCGAUGCGUCUCAGACUCUGUUACCCUCGGUAGUAAUGGCACUAGCUGACAAUGGUAUCAGCAAAGAAGAUGCGUUGGCGAACAUCAAAGCAUCUGGGGCCAACGGUCGCAUCUUGAAAGGUGAUGUGCUAGCGUAUGCUGGCAAGAUUCAGCAGGACUCUGUGGUUAAAGUUGCGGAGUACGUUAACCGGAACCAGAAACUAGACCUGUCUAACAUUGAGCGUAUAGUGCUUGAGGUCAAUUCAGAAGAGGGAGGCGAUGGACAAGCACAAGCACAAGCACAAGCACAAGCACAAGGUCAAGGUCAAGAUUCAGGCAAGACUGGCAAGCUUGCCAAGCCAGCUCAAGUUGAGCCUAUUCGGAUACAGGAGGAGAUACUGUUGGAAGUGAGGAGAGGUGUUGACUUCACUAGGUUUGAGAGGGCUGUCCGUGAGUAUAUCGAUGAUAUUUACCAGUACACGCACGAGCAACCGUUGGAGAACACUAUGUCUGAGCGGUAUGACAGUCUAUUUGAGGAUCUCGUUACCGUUGACCCCAGGUCUGCGCGGUUUGAUGUUGAAUACAGUCUUUUAGAGACCACUGAUGGCUCAGAGGAUAUCUUUGACUUGUUGGGACCCGGUGAGGUUAAGGAGGGCAAGCAAGUGUACAGCUUAGAAGUGAGUGUUACGGUGAAUGACAAGUACGACGACGCUGUUGAGAAGGCCGAUCGGUUCAUGGAGUGUCUGAGACAGUUACAGUUUGAUGUAUAG